Molecule: messenger RNA, 3240 nt
Organism: Lepisosteus oculatus (spotted gar)
Lineage: Eukaryota; Metazoa; Chordata; Actinopteri; Semionotiformes; Lepisosteidae
Source: RefSeq, a predicted model, not a curated record
CUGGAGCCUGGCCUGUAAAGGUCAUCAUCGGAGACUCGGGGUCAUCACAGUCCAUUGUCGUCUCCAGAACACUGCAGCCCUUCAGAAUUCCAAUGGUAUGAAAUCAAUAUGAGUUCAUUGUAUAUGUUCGCAUCUAAGAGUUUUAAGUGCAUAGUUUGUCCAUCAGUAAAAUUAAUUAAAAGGAACACCUGAUAAAACUAGAGGGUUUGACAUGUACUGUAAGAUAGCACAUCAUUUUCUAAUAAUUUAUUUGUUUUAAUCUGAAGGAAUAUUAAUUACAGUAAGCUUUUACAGGCAAAAGAAAUGCAUCGGUUCUUAUGUAUCAAGACACAUAUCAAAUAGCUGUGGUCAUGUUCAACAGGCAACAGAAAAAAAGUUCCAGCCGCAACAGAGUUUUCUUAAUAUACAGGAAGAUAAGUAGGGGCUAGAAUGAUCACUGUAAAAAUAAAAUACAGUGAAGUGCAAAGCUCUUGUUUGUAAAAUUAAUAAUGUCCAUUUUCUUGCACAGUGUACUUGAGCACAUGAUUUAUGACAAGAUUUGGGUUUUUAUUUACAUCUUCCUAGGCCUUUGGGGUUUAUUUUAAACUUUUUCUUUUUCAGAUUAGCUAUGUUUCAACAUGUUCGUGCCUCAGCGAUAGGAGAGAAUUCCCAACGUUUUUUCGAACAAUCCCUAAUGACAAUUACCAGGUCAAAGCAAUCACUCAGCUCAUAAAGCGCUUCGGCUGGAGUUGGGUAGCUGUGGUCUCAGAGGAUGACGAAUACGGCAGGUUUGCCUUGCAGGGCCUGCUGAAGGAAUUUAAACAAAACGGAGUGUGCCUGGCCUAUUAUGAAAUGAUUCCAAAAGUGUACAGUCAAAAAAGAAUCCUAGAGAUCAUAGAUGUAAUUAAGCGUUCUACUGCCAAAGUGGUCAUAACCUUUGCUGGGGAAGGGGAGCUCUACCCCCUGCUGAAGGAGUAUGCUGCUCAGAACAUCACUGGCAUUCAGUGGAUAGCCAGUGAAGUCUGGGUCACGGCCUCGCUGUUUGCAGCCAGCGAGUUCUACCCUUCUCUCGGUGGUACUAUCGGGUUUGCCAUUCGCCGGGGACAGAUCCCUGCUCUGAGAGACUAUCUCCUGAAAGUUCACCCUUCCCUGUAUCCCAACAACACGCUGGUGCAGGAGCUCUGGGGCGACAAAAUAAUUUCCAAUUGUGCUAUUUAUUUUGACAGCUUUGACCCUAGAGCUUUUCGCUGGGCUCAGACGAUGAGAUUAGCAAUUCAAGAGAUAAAUGAUAAUCCAUACCUGCUUCCCAAUGUAACCUUGGGCUAUAAGAUUUAUGAUUCCUGUGCAACUCAUGUGGCUGGCCAGAGGGCUAUUCUGACAGUUCUUAAUGGCCCCAGUGAAGUGUCCAGCAGGAUGUGCUCUGGAGCCUGGCCUGUAAAGGUCAUCAUCGGAGACUCAGGGUCAUCACAGUCCAUUGUCGUCUCCAGAACACUGCAGCCCUUCAGAAUUCCAAUGAUUAGCUAUUUUUCAACAUGUUCGUGCCUCAGCGAUAGGAGAGAAUUCCCAACGUUUUUUCGAACAAUCCCUAAUGACAAUUACCAGGUCAAAGCCAUUACUCAGCUCAUAAAGCGCUUCGGCUGGAGUUGGGUAGCAGUGGUCUCAGAGGAUGACGAAUAUGGCAGGUUUGCCUUGCAGGGCCUAAUGAAGGAAUUUAAACACAUCGGAGUGUGCCUGGCCUAUUAUGAAAUGAUUCCAAAAGUGUACAGUCGAAAAAGAAUCCUAGAGAUCAUAGAUGUAAUUAAGCGUUCUACUGCCAAAGUGGUCAUAACCUUUUCUGGGGAAGGGGAGCUCUACCCCCUGCUGAAGGAGUAUGCUGCUCAGAACAUCACUGGCAUUCAGUGGAUAGCCAGCGAAGCCUGGGUCACGGCCUCGCUGUUUGCAGCCAGCGAGUUCUACCCUUCUCUCGGUGGGGCUCUUUUUUAUAUCUCAAAGCUUCAGCACUACCUACAAGAGGUUUCGUUCAACAGCUCUGGAGAAGAAGUAAACUUUGAUCAGAAUGGAGAUCCUAUUCCUUCCUAUGAUGUGAUAAACUGGCAAAGAGCAGCAGAUGGGAAUAUCGAGUUUUGCACAGUAGGACUUUACGAUGCUUCCCGAGGUGCUGGAAAAGAGCUCUUUAUACAGGAAGAUGGUAUCACCUGGAAUGGCCACCCAGGCAAGGUUCCAGUGUCUGUGUGCACGGAAAGCUGUCGUCCUGGAACGAGAAAAUCUGUCCGCAGAGGGGAGCCUCUUUGUUGCUUUGACUGUAUACCAUGUGAUGAUGGCAAAACUAGUAAUCAGACAGAUUCAAUAGAGUGCAUACCAUGUCCUCCAAAUUACUGGUCAAAUGCUGCAAAAACAGACUGCAUACCCAAAGAGGUGGAAUACCUGAGCUAUGAUGAAAUGGGGAUCACACUGGCAGUGAUUGCUCUACUGGGAGCUUGCCUUACGAUUGGUGUCCUUGUGGUCUUCCUUCACUCCAGAAACACUCCGAUAGUCCGGGUUAACAACUCGGAGCUCAGCUUCUUUAUCCUGCUGUCACUCACACUCUGUUUCCUGUGUUCUGUUGCUUUCAUAGGACAGCCGACAUAUUGGUCUUGUAUGUUUCGGCACACUGCCUUUAGUGUAACCUUCUCUAUGUGCAUAUCCUGCAUUCUUGGGAAAACGCUGGUCGUUCUAGCAGCUUUCAAAGCGACGAGGCCUGGCAGUAAUGUCAUGAAAUGGUUUGGACCCAGGCAGCAACGGAUGAUCAUUUUCGCAUGUACUGCAGUACAAGUAGUCACCUGUACUAUAUGGCUGAUAGCUGCUCCGCCAUUCCCCCUUAAAAACACUGUCUAUCAGAGGUCAAGGAUCAUACUGGAGUGUAGCACUGGCUCUGAUUUGGCUUUCUGGUGUGUACUGGGCUACAUUGGGGUUUUGGCUUGUUUGUGUUUUGUUCUUGCCUUUUUAGCUAGGAAACUGCCAGACAAUUUUAAUGAGGCGAAGUACAUUACAUUCAGCAUGCUCAUCUUUUGUGUCGUGUGGCUGGUUUUUAUACCCGCGUAUGUCAGUUCACCAGGAAAGUACACUGUGGCUGUUGAAAUAUUUGCAAUUCUGGCCUCUAGCUUUGGGCUGCUUGUGUGCAUAUUUGCUCCAAAAUGUUAUAUUAUUUUAUUGAAACCUGAAAAAAAUACCAAACAUCACCUGAUGGGAAGAGUAAAUGCCAAAACAAACAGUGAAACAUAA